UUUCCUAGUUUCACCACUUGAACUUGGGACCCUUUGCUGCCCUCAGCUAAGAGUGCGGGUGAGCGCACAAGCCCAGGAGGAGGUCCGCACGCGUCAUGAACUUGGAGACGGGCAGCCGGGGCUCAGAGUUCGGCAUGAGCGCAGUGAGCUGCGGCAAUGGGAAACUCCGACAGUGGUUGAUCGACCAGAUCGACAGCGGCAAGUACCCCGGGCUGGUGUGGGAGAACGAGGAGAAGAGCGUCUUCCGCAUCCCGUGGAAACACGCGGGCAAGCAGGACUACAAUCGUGAGGAGGACGCUGCCCUCUUCAAGGCUUGGGCAUUGUUUAAAGGCAAGUUCCGAGAAGGGAUCGACAAGCCAGAUCCUCCUACUUGGAAGACAAGAUUACGAUGUGCUCUGAACAAGAGCAAUGACUUUGAGGAAUUGGUCGAGAGGAGCCAGCUGGAUAUCUCUGACCCAUACAAGGUGUACAGGAUUGUUCCAGAGGGAGCCAAAAAAGGAGCAAAGCAGCUCACUUUGGAUGACACACAGAUGGCCAUGGGCCACCCCUACCCCAUGACAGCACCUUAUGGCUCUCUGCCAGCCCAGCAGGUUCAUAACUACAUGAUGCCACCCCAUGACAGGAGCUGGAGGGAUUAUGCCCCUGACCAGUCACACCCAGAAAUCCCAUAUCAAUGUCCUGUGACGUUUGGCCCACGAGGCCACCACUGGCAAGGCCCAUCUUGUGAAAAUGGUUGCCAGGUGACAGGAACCUUUUAUGCUUGUGCCCCACCUGAGUCCCAGGCUCCUGGAAUCCCCAUUGAGCCAAGCAUAAGGUCUGCUGAAGCCUUGGCGCUCUCAGACUGCCGGCUGCAUAUCUGCCUGUAUUACCGGGACAUCCUCGUGAAAGAGCUGACCACGACGAGCCCUGAAGGCUGCCGGAUCUCCCACGGACACACCUAUGAUGUUAGCAACCUGGACCAGGUCCUGUUUCCCUACCCGGACGACAAUGGACAGAGGAAGAACAUUGAGAAGUUGCUGAGCCACCUGGAGAGGGGACUGGUCCUCUGGAUGGCUCCAGAUGGGCUUUAUGCCAAAAGACUCUGCCAGAGUAGGAUCUACUGGGAUGGGCCCCUGGCACUGUGCAGCGAUCGGCCCAACAAGCUAGAAAGAGACCAGACUUGCAAGCUCUUUGACACACAGCAGUUUCUAUCAGAGCUGCAAGUGUUUGCUCACCAUGGCCGGCCAGCACCGAGAUUCCAGGUGACUCUGUGCUUUGGUGAGGAGUUUCCAGACCCUCAGAGACAGAGGAAGCUCAUCACAGCUCAUGUGGAACCUCUGCUAGCCAGACAACUGUAUUACUUUGCUCAACAAAACACUGGACAUUUCCUGAGGGGCUACGAGUUACCUGAACACGUUACCACUCCAGAUUACCACCGCUCCCUCCGUCAUUCUUCCAUCCAAGAGUGAGAAGAAAUACUCUGACAGGGCAGCCGGCUGCUGCCCUUUCUCUUUGGAAGAGCUAAGAAGUGAGUGGGUUUCCACUUGAAGACAACAACAGGGCUUUGUGAGGAAAAACAGCUGUAUCUGCUCAACAGAGGAGCUUCCCCCAGAAGAGUGCCUGUCAUCCAGGUCUUGACAAGUGCCAGGACUUGGGUGACUGUGCCCUGGCUUAUAACUGUGAAACUUGAUCAGUGUUGUGUUUACAUGUACUUGAAUGCUGGCUUUAGCCUGGUAUAGAUGGACUUUUGCUUGAAGACUGAAAACCUGUGCCAGCAUGAAUCCCUGACAAGAGAAGACAUACGUAUUAUUGGUCCAUUUCUCAGGGAAGUAAAGUCUAGACUAGAGACUACGCUGUCCACUCACAGAGAAACGCAUUCCUGGAUAGAGGAGCUGUAGGUUGCCCAGAUCAUGUCCACUGAGUGAAGGGACUUGGUUCUUAGGUCCAGUCUAGGCUAUCAUGUCCUGAUCCUGCACUCUCUCUGAGUAGACCCUACAUCCUGUUUGCUCCCUCUUCUUGCCCUUCCCUAAAAGCCAGCUGGUGGACUCUUGUUGCCACAUACUUGAGCCAAAAAACCAUCAGGGACAUAUAAGAUGAGACAUGUUUGCAUCUCCUCUGAUCUAACAACGGCUACAAAGUUUUUUGUUGUUGUUGUCUCCCCUUUCUGUUUUGCCUCUCAUUCUUUAGAAUUGUUGCUUUUUUGUAAAGAAAGGAAGAGAGAGAGACCGAAUAUACUAGAGAUAGAUUUUUAAAAUUCUGUGCCAUUUCCCCUUCUAUUUGUUUUGUUGGCCAUCAGUGGUCCCCAUGGCAACACUGGAAGGGCGGAGCCUUUGAGCAGGUUGGGAACUGUCCCGGACACCAGUGGUUCAGUGUACAGCUGUAGACUCAGUGAGCUGUUUCUGCUUAUUUUGUAUAUUAGAUGCUUCCUUGUGCCAAUAAUAGUUUGACAGAGUCUCAAAGCUACCGGGCUUCUUUUCCAACAACACAUUCUUUCACAGAAUCCCAAAGAGUCUCACUUGCCUUCACAACCGUCUGAUCCUUUAUUGUUACUGUUUUGUUUAGGUGGCUUUGCCAUGCUCUGGGAUUUUUCUCCUACCACAACAUCAUUCCUGACUCUUUCGGGCUCAGAAAGAGUUAAGCGCUCUUGCACACUUGGCACUUACUUCUUUUUAAUUUUUUUUUUAACAUGCCACUCUUAAUAUUUCUUCUUAAGUCUUUCAGCAGCAUACAUUCAAUAAGCAAUGGACCAUUGGGUGUCUCAUUUCAUUGUUUUAUUUUUAAAAAGGAACCUUUGACAAAUAAUACACAUUACAGAAAAUGGAAGCAUUUUUCAUAGAGAAGGUAAGAACUGAAAUGCAUUUUAUGUUCGAAUCCUCCUUGCUAGUAUUAGCCCCAAGAGUUCAGUCUGUCCUUUAAGCAUGUUUUAGUUUUCAAUACAUAUAUAUGAAGUUGCCCUUUCUUAGAGAGAGAGAGAGAGAUAUGUGAUGACACUCUUAUGUACCCAACUAUACAGAUUUACCUCAUCUUUUGAGUGGCAUGUGGACUUCCACUGCUAUGUGCCUAGGUGCAGUUUAGACAUCUUCUUAGCUACCCAUCCCAGCAGCCCACUGAGUCUCGUGAACUAAAGUCACUUAUACAUCUUAUAGAUGCAAAACAUUCUGGGGUAUAUUAUCCCAAGGGAAGAUGAAGGCAAAAUCGGGAAGCACUCUUCCUGAGGCCCCAAGCCACAGCUGUCCUCCUGGAGUAUCUUAACCAUAUCUGGCACUUCACCAAGGUCCCUUGCCUGGUCCUGUAUGACCAUGACUCUUCAGUCCAUAAGCAGAUGCUUUGUCUCAAUUGCCAUGUGAAGUCUUUUGGUUUUUGGUUUUUUUCCUUAAUGUUAAGCUGUUUUAACAGUGAAGCUGAAUUUUCUGGAAAAUGCUGUAUGGUUCGAGCCCCCAGUUCAUGUUUCACUUUACAGCCAUGCAUGCUGAUGCCUUCCAUCUUGACAAAUGGAAUGAUGGGUAAACACUCCUGACACAAAGAGGAACACCUUCCUCGUCCCUUGCUGAAACAAAGUGCAAUGCACACAGUAGAAUUUAGUUUGCUUGCACUGGAAGAUGCCGUUGAAGAGGUAGGCUGAGGAACACUGUAUCCUAGGGAGAAAAUAUGCAAGUCUCACGGGUGCUUUCUGUUGGCUUGUUUCUGGUCCUUGAGCAGGCUUAAGUAUCUAGUUUCAAACUAGAAGCCCCAAAGCCCUCAGUCGUUGUCCUGGACAGAGUUGGUAGACCCCACCUGUAGAAAUCCAGAUGCACUCUGGGAUUGGAGCACAGAGAGGCUUGCUCUAUCGUGAGAAUGCCCAGCCUGCAGAGGCCCAGGUGCGGUGCCUGAGUGGCUGUAUGCCAGACACAGGAACGCCAGCAGGCUGAGUGUGGUGACUGAUAUGUGAGGUGCCCUUGCCCUGCAGACAGGCUGAAUGUGAGCCCCAGCAGCAGAGGAUUCUGAGAGUCAGGGUGGUGUCAUGUCCUACACAGGAAGAGCCUUCAAUAUUACUUUUUAAACGAACUUUCCCAUUGCUGAUAUUUUGAUAAAAACCCACACAAGGUUUAAUUACAUGCCCCCUCAUCCCUCUCCACACAGUCUUGCCCAUCCCACUGGUGAAUUGUUGUUGUUCUUGUUGUUGUUUUUUGUUAUUGGUGAAAAUUGUGAAAUUGUUAAGGUCUCUGUUUUUGUUAUUUAUCUCCCUAAAUCACAUGGCUGCUGCAUACAUUGCAAUGUUGCCCUACCACAUGUAUGUUUUUGCAAGUUGCUUCUUCACUCAUUGAAGAAGCCUGCACCGUAAGUGAAACUCACUUAGUCCUUGCUAAUUGCUGCUCACUGUCACGUGAACGCAGAGAAGGCUGAUUUUCCUGGACCCAUUUUCAGUGCUUUGAGGAACAUGAGUCCAGAGUAUAUUGAAGUAGAAGACAGUGUUUGGCAAGCCAGUUCUUAUUAGACACUGCUACAGGCUUCACAAUCUUCAAGGUGGACCCACCUCAUGUGGAAGGGCAUCAUUGCCCCUCUGCUCCCAUGCGCUGUGCACCCCCUUCACAGUGAAAGACCUGCUGGGGACCAGGACUCAGAGAUCUCUGGCUUCGAGCUCAUAUCUUGGCUUCCUGUCAUGUCUAAGCCCGACAGGAAAGUGUGGCACCAUCCUGCCUGCGGCGUUGGAUGGAUAGGCCAUGGAUUUUGCUGUAAACUUGCUUCACAAGGAAAGCUGUGUGUUUUAAAAUAUUUGAUAAAUAAAGGAUUUCUAGAAAGAUUG
Messenger RNA from Mus musculus (house mouse), 4762 nucleotides. RefSeq names its product interferon regulatory factor 4 (gene Irf4). Gene Ontology annotation, biological process: positive regulation of transcription by RNA polymerase II; lymphocyte activation involved in immune response; positive regulation of DNA-templated transcription. Gene Ontology annotation, molecular function: sequence-specific double-stranded DNA binding; transcription cis-regulatory region binding; DNA-binding transcription factor activity. The transcript is spliced from 9 exons. The record is from RefSeq and is marked validated. Gene Ontology annotation, cellular component: nucleoplasm; cytoplasm; nucleus. The coding region runs from base 96 to 1448 and encodes 450 amino acids. Lineage: Eukaryota; Metazoa; Chordata; Mammalia; Rodentia; Muridae.